Chrysochloris asiatica (Cape golden mole) is the source of this 2703-nucleotide messenger RNA. RefSeq names its product prominin 2 (gene PROM2). The transcript has 24 exons. The coding region runs from base 1 to 2703 and encodes 900 amino acids. Gene Ontology annotation, cellular component: apical plasma membrane; microvillus; prominosome. Lineage: Eukaryota; Metazoa; Chordata; Mammalia; Afrosoricida; Chrysochloridae. The record is from RefSeq and is a predicted model, not a curated record. Gene Ontology annotation, molecular function: cholesterol binding.
AUGGCGUCCCUGUCUGAUGACAUCAAAAAAAUGCCUCACUCUGUCUCCCUGCGCCGUGGGCACCUGGCCCACCCUCGAUCCACGGCGACAACGCCUUCUGUGGCAAUGAGGCCAGUUCCUGUGGCCCUGCAGGCUCUCUGGGCACGCCUGCCCUCUGAACAGAUCCGCUCAAAAUCGCGCUGCAAGCUCCACACUGCCCACCCGCUCGAUCCCAUGACGCGCUCUUGGUGUCUCCUGCUAGCCCUUCUGGGCCUGUGUUUGGGCCUACCAGGGGUUUGGGCCGCGGACUGCGAGUCCCUUGGCCCAGCGGAGCGCCUGACAUUCGCCCCGGCGACCAGGGCCCGGUGGCUGGCCCCUCGUGUCCGCGCUCAGGGGCCCUUGGACCCCCUCUAUGGCACCGUGCGUCGCUUCCUCUCGGUGGUGCAGCUCAACCCCUUCCCGGCGGAGUUGGUAAAGGCCAUACUGAAUGAACCGUCCUCCUGGAAGGUGGAUGAGGUAGUUCGGUAUGAGGCUGGCUACGUAGUGUGUGCUGUGAUUGCUGCUCUCUACCUCCUGGUGGUGCCCAUCACCGGACUCUGUUUCUGUUGUUGCCGCUGCCGCCGGCGCUGUGGAGGCCGUGUGAAGACCGAGCACAAGGCAAUGGCCUGUGAGCGAGGCACCCUCAUGGCCUUCCUGCUGCUGACCACCCUCGUGCUGCUAAUUGGCUUAGUCUGUGCUUUUGUCACCAACCAGCGUGUGCAUGAGGAGACGCGCCCCAGUGUUGAGGCUGUGCCUGAGACUCUGCUCAGCCUCCGGGGCUUGGUCUCUGAUGUCCCCAAGGAGCUGCAAACUGUGGCGCAGCAGUUCUCCCUGCCUCAGGAACGAGUCUUGCAGGAACUGGAUGGUGUCGGUGCAAGCAUAGGCAGUGCGAUUCACACCCAUCUCAAGAGCACGAUCUACCCAGUGCUGGCCUCAGUGCUCAGCCUGGGCCAUGCCCUGCAGGUCUCUGUGGACCAUCUCCAAGUCCUGAAUGCCACCUCGGUGGAGCUGCGAAGGGGACAGGAGGAGCUGGAGCCAGCCAUAGUAGAGCGUCGAGAACAAAUCCUGACCCUGCUGCAGGGACCUGGCUGCCAGGGUUGCUCAGGGGUUGUGAGCCAGGCCCGAGCCCUGGAACUGGGCGCUGACUUCAGACAGGUGCCCUCUGUGGACAAUGUCCUGCAUCGGCUGAAGGGUGUCCCAGAAGCCAACUUCUCUGCCAUGGUCCAGGAGGAGAACAGCACCUUCAAUGCCCUCCCAUUCCUGGCUACCAUACAGACUGCUGAUGUGGUCAAAGAGUUGAAGAAGGCAGUGGCUCAGGAACCCCAGGGCUUCAGUACACUGGCUGAAGCAUUUCCAGGCUCAGAUGCUGCCGCUCGCUGGAGCCAGACCUUGGAAGACGCAGAACAGAGUAGCCGCUCUUACCUGCAGGAGGUGCAGAGAUACGAGAGAUACAGGUGGAUUGUGGGCUGUGUGCUGUGUUCCAUGGUCCUGCUUGUUGUGGUCUGUAACCUGCUGGGACUUAGCCUGGGUAUCUGGGGGCUGUCUACCAGAGAGGACCCCAGCCACGCAGAGGCCAAGGGCGAGACCGGAGCCCGCUUCCUCAUGAUGGGUGUAGGUUUCAGCUUCCUUUUCGCUGCACCCCUCAUCCUUCUGGUCUUCGCCACCUUCCUGGUGGGCGGCAACGUGCAGACACUGCUGUGCAGGAGCUGGGAGAGUGGGGAGCUCUACGAGUUUGUAGACACUCCAGGAAACCUGCCCCCAUCCAUGAACCUAUCUGACCUUCUUGGCCUGAAGAAGAACGUCAGCAUCCUCAUGGCCUAUAAGCAGUGCAAGGACGGGGCUGCACUCUGGAGUGUCCUGCAGCUCAAUGAUUCCUAUGACCUGGAGGAGCACUUGGAUAUGAGCCAGUACACCACCAAGCUGCAGCAGGAGUUGCAGAACCUCAAGAUGGACUUGCAGGACCUGGACCUGCUGAAUGCUGCCUCCCGCCGGGACCUGGAGGCCCUGAAGAGCAGUGGUCUUGAGAAGAUCCACUCCGCGGAUUUUCUUGUUCAGAUCCAGAAGCCUGUGGUGAAAACUGAGAUGGAGAAGCUGGCCCAGGAACUGGAAGGACUCGCCCCGGCUCAAAGCAAUUCUGUGCUGGGGCAGCAGCUGCAGGAGGAGGCCCGAGAGCUCAGAAGGCUCUUGCAGGAGAGGGUCCUCUCCCAGCAGACCCUUGUGGCAAAGCUCAACCACAGUGUCAUAGCCCUGGCAUCCUCUGCCCCAGAUCUCCAGGUGGAGACAUCAGACAUCUUGAACAAGGCCACUUACCUGAAAGGGGAACUUCCUGCCUGGGCUACCCGCAUCAUGAGGAAUCAAAGUGAGUGUUUCCUGACUCGGGAGAUGGGCUACUUCUCCCAGUACAUAGCCUGGGUGAGAGACGAGGUGACUCAGCACAUUGCCACCUGCCAGCCCCUCUCUGGAGCCCUGGACAAUGGCCGUGUGGUCCUGUGUGACUUCAUGGUUGACCCCUGGAACGCUUUCUGGUUCUGCCUGGCAUGGUGCACCUUCUUCUUGAUCCCAAGUAUCAUCUUUGCCAUCAAGACUUCCAAAUAUUUCCGCCCCAUCCGGAAACGUCUCAGCUCCACCAGCUCUGAGGAGACACAGCUCUUCCACAUUCCCCGCGUCACCUCCUUGAAGCUGUGA